UUAUUUAAUUUUGUAGGCUGGCGAUACAGGGUAACAGUUGUCAUUGAGGCCAGCCAAAGAAAGAGAUCAAUUUUAUAUUUUUGUGCAAAAAAAUCCAUUAUUUGGAUGAUGAAAGCAAAAAACGCAGCUGUUAAUGAUAGCUCUCUAGUGGCAGAUACCAAAGUGAAUUAAAAAGGACUGUUAAAAUGACUUCAUCGGAGUUAGACAGCCGGAACAUCGCCAUAUCGAUGAGAAAAUCAGUGGAGAACCUAGUGAUAUCAUCGCAGGAUGCCAUCGGUCAGAGCAUCAGUCAGGCGCUCACAUUCUCCGGAGUGAUCACACAACAUGCCAACAAUAUUAUACCAGAAAACAGGAGCGUGUCUCGGUCGCCGUCUCCGUCGCCGUCGGCGCGCGACUCGCGGAACACCGACAGCGCCAGUGAAGCGAUAGAUAAUGACAAGACUUCCGAGGCGUCGGUGCAGCUGCUGGCGGCGGGCGGCGACUCGGCCUCCGUGUCCAGCGGCGAGCUGCCCGUCACCGUGGUGGCAGCCCCCGCCAGCAAGGGCGACAACCCCAGGCUGGCUGGCUCCAAGCUGGACCCCGCGCGGACCAAGAAGAAGAGCUGGUACAACGCGCUCUACCCCACCUACAAGAGCAAGGCCGAUGACUUCAAGCGCCUCUUCAAGGACCUGCCUGAUGAUGAGAGGCUUAUAGUUGACUACUCAUGCGCACUACAGAAGGACAUCCUAGCCCACGGACGGCUGUACGCGUCGCAGAACUACCUGUGCUUCUACGCCAGCAUCUUCGGGUGGGAGACCAGCAUGACCACCAGGUGGAAGGACGUCACCGCCAUCACUAAGGAGAAAACUGCGCUUGUAAUACCCAACGCCAUCCUAGUAUGCACGGAGGGCGAGAAGAACUUCCUGACAUCGUUCUCCGGCCGCGACAAGGCGUACCUCAUGCUGUUCCGCAUCUGGCAGAACGCACUCAUGGACCAGCCCAUGACCAGCCAGGAGUUCUGGCAGUGGGUACACAGCAGCUACGGCGAGGAGCUGGGCUUCAACUCGGACGAGGAGGGGUACGGCCGCGACGCCAUCGACGACGUGCCGCCUCUACCGCACGACGCCGAUCAGGACCUGGUGGAUGCGUCGUGCAUGGAGGGCGGCGGCGAGGAGCCGCGCGGCCCGCGCCCCGCCGCGAGAGACGCAGACCCACCACUCGUGACGAACGGCGAUGCGUCGUACCGCGAGGAGGAGGCGGGCGACACGCUGCCCACAGACAUGUCCGACACCAGCGACAGCGAGCCCGACAAGCCGCACAAUGGUGGCGACGUGGAGAAGUGCACGGUGGCGCACGACGGCAAGGUGCUGAUCCGCCAGGAGUUCCCCUUCAACAUCGACCAGAUGUUCACCAUGAUCUUCACCAACUCCAAGUUCAACCUCGAACUACUGGCUGCCAGGGGGACUACGGACUAUGUACAGGCGCCGUGGCAGGCGGCGGGCGGGCUGAAGUGCCGGCAGAUCAGCUACACGCUCGGCCUCACGUCCGGACCCAUCGGGCCCAAGGAGGUGCAGGUCACCGAGACACAGGUAAUGAACAAAUGCUCUGCCCCGGGCGUGCUGUACUCCAUCGACUCGACGAGCGAGAACGCGGGCAUCCCCUACGCGGACUACUUCAGCGUGCAGGUGCACUACUGCCUGCAGCGCCGCGCCGACCACGCCACCGAGCUCGCGCUCUACGGACACGUCAAGUACAAGAAGACCAUGUGGCCUAUGAUUAAAGCAUUCCUAGAAAAGAACACGAUAUCAGGUUUAGAAGAGUUCUCGCGUCUGCUGGAGUCGCGGCUGACGGCCGAGGCCGACUGCGCCGUGCCCGCCACGCGCAAGUCACGGAGACAUCGACGGGUUACCACAUCAUCUCAAGAGCCGGGCAUACCUACAGCAGUGAAGCUCCCGACAGCUAGCUUAGUGGCGCCCAGGGCUUCGGUCUCGCGCGUCACGCGGCCCGGCGGCCGGUCAGCCACCUGGCUAGCCGCAUUGUUGGCGGUGCUACUGCUCAUCAAUGCGGCACUUUACUACAAGUUGUACUAUACGGAUCGGAGCAGUUAUGCCUUCGAUCUGGAUGAUUUGCAGAAUAGGCUUCACUCUAGCCGCGGCGCGCAGAUGUCGGAGUGGUCUGCGCUGCUGGAGCAGCACUCGCAGCGCCAGCGCGGACAGCUGCGCGCCUGGCGCGACGCGCUCGACCGCACCGUCGCGCAUCUCGCGCAGACGGAACAAGCGCUGACGAAACUAUUAGAGACGAUAAAGCCUUCUCUAGAGAAGGCGCAGAAAGAAGCGGAGUCGCGGGACGAACUCUGAGCUAAUACCUGAUGUCGCUCGUACGUGCGGGUCACUUUAUAUACAGAUAAGUGCAGAUAUACUACAGUUUUUACGUAAGGUAUAUGUAGAGAUGGUUUUGUAAAGAUACUGGCAUUAUAAAUGGUCGAAGUGGCAAAGAUUUAGAGUAAAAUUGAAGCUCGUGAGAUAUUUGCAAAAUAAGUUAUUUGCCUUGAAAUGGAAGUCAACAAGUCUGGGCCGUACAAUAACUUCUUAAAUUAUUCAUUUAUUUAUCUUUACAUUGCUCAUUUGCUCAAACAAAACGCAGUAAGAUAUAAAAGUAUACGAAGAUAUUACAAAACUGUGUGAUUCUGCACAACGCAUGUAUAUAAAGUCAAUCGCGUGUCGUGAGAGAGGUAUAUUUGAUCCUAAUACGUCUGCUAGAGGUUUUCUCGACAGUUACACAAAUCUUUUAAUCUUAAGUUCGAAGCACUAUUUAUUUAUAAACCGCAACACAUUAUGUAUUCCUUUUCCAUCAGAAUAUCUUUUGAUGAGUGAUUUAAUUACUAUUCAAAUGAAAUAACUUUAAACUAAAAAUUAGUUAUAUCACUCAUGAAAAGAUAUGCCAAUAACAUUUUGACCAAUUCCUCAUUCCCUUUAGUUAUAGAAAGAAAACCUCACAGAUCCCCACUGUGAUAAAGUAGAUACAAAUAAUAAUUUUAUUCCUCUAGUGAAUACUGUAAUCCUUCGUGACGUAUGACGCCAAGCGUUUACUUUCCAGUUUCCUUGCUUAAUGUUAAUCAUUGUAAAAUAUAUUUAGUUUUAAUUUAAGGCGAGGUGGAUAAGGCCCUGCGAGUAUAGACUUAAUUUAGGUACUUAUAGAUGCUACAGAAUAUUUGCGCAGCCUUUAUAAGGUUUGGCGCCUCAGUCUUUGUUUACCGAAUUAAAUAGCUUAUAUUAAAUGCAUUCAUAAUAUUGCCAACUUCGUACUUAACAUAACACUUUUAUCAUUCGAAGUUUGGCAGCAAUUUAGGGCCUUAUUUGUCACUGUACUUCAUUUCCAUUGUAACAAGCGCGCUUUAUAUAUCAUCACAAAAUAAACAUUACUCAUAACGUAUACUGUACUUUGAGCUAAAGAAAUCCAGUACAGUGGACGCGAGGCUUGAGUUGAGGUUUAUAACGUCAGAAGUACUUACGGCAGUUAUUUUAAAUUCAUGUACAUAGGUGUGUGUGAACAGUUUGGCGACUCGAUAUGGGCCCUGACACUUACUGCAUUUUCGAAGUGAGUGUGUCCGGGAACCUAACGAGGUCAUUGUCUUCAUAAAUGUACAGAAAUCAUAUUUAUUUGCUUGUCGACUAAAAUAUUGUGUACAGUUGAUGUGAGUUUCUCGGGCGCAAUAAUAGUUAUUAAAAAUUAUAUAAUAGAACCAAUUAAAGCUUAGGAAACUGCGAUCGCUUCAUGAUGCAUAAAAUGAAUUCACCUUUUUGGCGCCUGCAAUUUUUAAGGAAUACUUUUUUGUAUUUCCUUUGUGGUAAUUUUAUAAAUAUUUAUAACAGAUAUUAAUGAACUCUUAUGAAGCGUAUUUACAUGGUUUCUUCAAGUACAUACGAGUAUGUACGUAUUUAACAAAAUUAUUGACAGCUCUACCAAAAAUUGUUAACCAUGCUUGGUAUAAGGUUCCGAUCGUUGCAUUUGAACAGUUAGAUUAGUUAAACGUAAGGGUAUUGUGUAGUUGACUACCGCCAAACGUCGUCAUAUGCGGCAUAUUGCUAAGCAUACAUUAUAUAAAUUAUUCAUAUUGUAUUUCAAAUCAAUCAGACAUGUAUUCAUUCCUUUAAUUAAAUUUAUAUUUUUGUAUAUUUUUCUUGUUGCCUAAAUGAUGAACUAAAAACCAUUUUUAUAUUACCACUACAUUUUCAACAUUAUUAAUUAUUAAAUAAAACUUGUAAAUACCAGUUACACUCUUUUAAUAUCAGCAAGUCGCAAGAAUAGAUACAUGUCUGAUUCAUGGAGUUAAUAGUCGAAUUAUAUUCAAAUACGAAUCUAAAAUUAUAUAGAUUUAUAUGUCGAAAAUUAAAAGAUUAUUUAUAAGGAAAUUAUCACGGUGUUGUUUAGGAUAUUCAAAGAGUAUUAAAUAUAAGUAAGUCAAUAUUAACGACUAGAUAAAAAAAGGAAAAUAUGCAAAUUUUUCAGUUGUAGUAAUGAUCUCUUAUUGUAAAAAUAUUUUACUACACCUAGUUAUGUUCGGUGCUCUAGUUUUAUUGAAAAUGUAAUGUUUUUAGUUAUUUUAAAUUAAUUUGAUGUUUGUAUAUUCAACAUGUCAAUUAUGUUAUUAUUUAUUGUAAAAUCAUUAGAUGCAAUCCACUUUACAUUGAAUUCAAUGCCACUGAGUAACGUAUACCUUCACCGGGAACUGUGUAAUGCCUUUAGAUAAUAAAUACAUCGUUAUAUGAUAUUGACUCAUCGCAGUUGUAUUCAAAUUUCAUUCCAGAUGUGUGAAAUGAUCUGAACAUUGUAGAUAAGUUGGAAUGGCGGGACAAAUUAUAUAGAUUCCUAUUAGAUAUACCUUUAUUGUGCAUUUCAAUGUCAAAUGGAGUUGGGUAGUCUAGAGAAGUGAACGCCGCACUAUGUAUAAGAAACCAUCGGGAUAUAGGUAAUCAAAUUUUUAAAAUUCAGAACUGGCUCAACUAUCGUCAAUAUAAAUUAUGCCAGUUGAAAUUCUAUUUUUUCUUGACUUAACGUGUGGACUAGGUGCAUAUCUAAUCGCCUCUAAAAAGCUGCGAGUGUCAAGUUGCUCAAGUCCUCAGACGUGUUGUGUAUUGUGCUACUGCUGUUGGGUAACAGUUGUAUAGUUAUCGGCACGGAUAAUGAGCUCUCGGCGGAAGAGCGGGAUCGCUUUGCGCACUGUACGCAUGAUUAUACCGUCGUAGUACCUAUAUACAUAUUGGUCAAACUUAUAUCGCAGCCCUUUUUCCGUGAAUGAUUUUGAACUCUAUUCCGGAUCCCAGAGAAUAGUUUAUCAGAAUGUAAAGACAAUCGGAAACGGUGCUGUAAAACCAUUGAAAUUCUAAUUGGAAGCUGAGCAAACACUUCUAAUAUCUAGACUUGUUUUAGCCAUGUGGCUAUGACAAAAAAAAGACCUAGGCUACAGUCUGAUGAAUGAAAUGUGAUUGAUAAAGCUCCCGAUGGUCACUUAUUUGCGGUGUCCACUUCAUUGUCCGUUGUCAAUGCGUGAAAUGGAACGCUUGCCGGAACUACGGUGGGUUUAUUGCACAAUUAAUUCCAUUUAGGUGUAAUGGAUUAUGUAAGUUAGACAAUUCUAUUCUCAGUAUUGAAUAAAUAUUUUAAUGAAUUAA
This is a messenger RNA of Helicoverpa armigera (cotton bollworm), 5651 nucleotides long. Its product is annotated as protein Aster-B. The transcript has 17 exons. Gene Ontology annotation, molecular function: sterol transfer activity; sterol binding. Gene Ontology annotation, cellular component: endoplasmic reticulum membrane; endoplasmic reticulum-plasma membrane contact site; plasma membrane. Gene Ontology annotation, biological process: intracellular sterol transport. The record is from RefSeq and is a predicted model, not a curated record. Bases 186 to 2336 code for a protein of 716 amino acids. NCBI's taxonomy places the organism in Eukaryota, Metazoa, Arthropoda, Insecta, Lepidoptera, Noctuidae.